Melopsittacus undulatus (budgerigar) is the source of this 1202-nucleotide messenger RNA. RefSeq names its product secretagogin, EF-hand calcium binding protein (gene SCGN). The record is from RefSeq and is a predicted model, not a curated record. Bases 1 to 822 code for a protein of 273 amino acids. Gene Ontology annotation, molecular function: calcium ion binding. Gene Ontology annotation, biological process: regulation of presynaptic cytosolic calcium ion concentration; regulation of long-term synaptic potentiation. Gene Ontology annotation, cellular component: terminal bouton; synapse; nucleus. The transcript has 11 exons. NCBI's taxonomy places the organism in Eukaryota, Metazoa, Chordata, Aves, Psittaciformes, Psittaculidae.
AUGGAGAGCGGCGCGGCAGGGAGCCUCGACGCCGCAGCCUUCCUCGGAGCCUGGCGGCGCUUCGACCCCGACGACAAUGGUUACAUAGAAGGGAAGGAGCUUGACAACUUUUUCCAUCAUCUCCUGGAGAAAGUGGGACCAGAAAACACCAUCACAGAAGAAAAAGUUCAAAGGAUGAAGGAGCAAUUUAUGUCUGCCUAUGAUGGCACCGCAGAUGGACACUUGCAAAUCCAAGAGCUUGCAAAGAUAAUCUUGCCGGAUGAUGAGAACUUUCUGCUGCUUUUCCGACGGGAAACUCCCUUGGACAACAGUGUGGAAUUCAUGCGGAUUUGGCGCAGUUACGAUGCUGACAGCAGUGGAUUUAUUUCAGCUGGCGAGCUUAAAGAUUUCCUGCGAGAUCUCUUUUUGCAGCAUGACAAGGUGGUAACUGAAGUGAAGCUGGAAGAAUAUACUGAUACCAUGAUGAAAAUCUUUGACAAAAACAAAGAUGGACGACUGGAUCUGAAUGACCUGGCAAGGAUUCUGGCUCUCCAGGAAAAUUUCCUUCUUCAAUUUAAAAUGGAUGCUUGCAGCACGGAAGAGAGGAGGAGAGAUUUUGAGAAGAUCUUCGCACACUACGAUGUUAGUAAAACAGGAGCACUAGAAGGCCCAGAAGUGGAUGGGUUUGUCAAAGACAUGAUGGAACUGGUCCAGCCCAGCAUUAGUGGCGUGGACCUGGACAAGUUCCGCCAGAUCCUGCUCAACCACUGCGACAUGAACAAGGAUGGCAAAAUUCAGAAAUCCGAACUGGCUUUGUGUCUCGGGCUGAAAAUGAACCCGUAGCCAGGGCUGUGCUCGUGGUUGUGUUUCCCUUGUGAGAUUUGCCUGCUGCUCCUCUUAGAAGUGUGUCCGUGCUGCUGUGUGAGAGGAGCUGGAGAGUGGGAUCUGCAUGGAGGACCUUCAUGCUCCACCAGUCCCUUUGUGGUGUUCACUCGAUGCCGCUUCCUGUGGGUCCUGUUAGCAGUGUCUGUGCCCAUAAGCACAGCAGCUGCUCAGAAAAGCGAGUGCUGUUCUUUUCCUGUCCCUAUGAAACACUGCCCUACCAUUCCCUAGAUGAGGGACAAGUAUCUCCUUAAUAACAUCCCAUCAGUGCUCUCAGAGUGUGGGUACUAGGUGUUUCUGAUGGUUGCCUUAUAUGUGUGAAGUCAUUACUUUGGUGAAUG